AACACCAACAGCUUUCAGGGAGUCGCAGAGACUAGCAGCGGCGAGAAGCGAAACGCGAGCGCAGCAAGACAGCACAGGGCCCGACACCGCCGGUUCUCUUCGAGAAUCCCGACACGAUGGCCGACGACAGAGCCGCUUCCUCUGCUCCCGCCGUCACCAAGAAGAAGGCCGCGAACCGGCUGGUGGUGGAGGAGGCGACCACAGACGACAACUCCAUCUGUAUGCUCAACCCGGCCACCAUGGACAAGCUCUCCAUCUUCCACGGCGACGUCGUCCUGCUCAAAGGAAAGCGCCGCCGCGACACGGUCUGCAUAGCCAUGUCGGACGAGCACUGCGAGGAGAGCAAGAUCAAGAUCAACAAGGCGGUCCGCUCGAACCUCCGCGUGCGCCUCGCCGACGUCGUGUCCGUGCACGUGUGCCACGACGCCAAGUACGGGGCGCGCGUCCACAUCCUCCCCGUCGACGACACCGUCGAGGGCCUCACGGGGGACCUCUUGGAGGCGUACCUGAAGCCUUACUUCCUCCACGCAUACCGCCCGGUCCGCAAGGGCGACCUCUUCCUCGUGCGCGGCGGCAUGCGGAGCGUCGAGUUCAAGGUCAUGGACAUCGAGCCUGCGGCUGAGUACUGCAUCGUCGCGCUCGACACGGAGAUCUUCUGCGACGGCGAGCCAGUGAAGCGUGAGGACGAGGAGAGGCUGGACGACGUCGGCUACGAUGACGUCGGAGGCAUGCGCAAGCAGUUGGGCCAGAUCAGGGAGCUCGUCGAGCUGCCUCUCAGGCACCCGCAGUUGUUCAGGUCCAUUGGGGUCAAGCCUCCAAAAGGCAUCCUUUUGUACGGCCCUCCCGGCUCCGGCAAGACUCUUAUCGCUCGUGCUGUGGCCAACGAGACAGGUGCAUUCUUCUUCUGCAUCAACGGGCCGGAAAUCAUGUCGAAGAUGGCCGGAGAGAGCGAGAGCAAUUUGAGGAAGGCGUUCGAGGAGGCCGAGAAGAACGCGCCAUCCAUCAUCUUCGUUGACGAGAUCGACUCGAUCGCCCCAAAGAGGGAGAAGACCCACGGGGAGGUUGAGAAGCGUAUUGUCUCCCAGCUGCUCACGCUGAUGGACGGGCUGAAGGCACGCGCGCAUGUUAUCGUCAUGGGCGCGACGAACCGCCCGAACAGCAUCGACCCUGCUUUGAGACGGUUCGGCAGGUUCGAUCGCGAGAUCGACAUUGGCGUGCCGGACGAGGUUGGUCGCCUUGAGGUGUUGCGUAUUCAUACAAAGAACAUGAAGCUCGCUGAGGAUGUGAACCUGGAGGUUGUGGCCAAGGACACGCAUGGGUAUGUUGGUGCUGACCUCGCCGCCCUCUGCACUGAGGCUGCUCUGCAAUGCAUAAGGGAGAAGAUGGACGUGAUUGACCUAGAGGACGAGACAAUCGAUGCAGAAAUUCUUAACUCGAUGGCCAUCACAAAUGACCAUCUCAAGAUUGCUCUUGCUGGCACCAAUCCAUCUGCGCUACGUGAAACGGUGGUCGAGGUGCCCAAUGUCAGCUGGGCGGACAUCGGAGGCCUCGAGGGCGUCAAGAGGGAACUGCAAGAAACAGUUCAGUACCCGGUGGAGCAUCCGGACAAGUUCGAAAAGUUUGGCAUGUCCCCUUCCAAGGGCGUGCUGUUCUACGGACCACCGGGUUGCGGCAAGACUCUUCUCGCAAAGGCGAUCGCGAAUGAAUGUCAAGCAAACUUUAUCAGCGUCAAAGGCCCUGAGCUGCUGACCAUGUGGUUCGGCGAGAGCGAGGCCAACGUCCGUGAGAUCUUUGACAAGGCGCGUCAGUCUGCUCCGUGCGUCCUAUUCUUCGAUGAGCUCGAUUCAAUCGCGACGCAGAGGGGCGGCAGCGUGGGAGACGCUGGAGGUGCUGGGGACAGGGUCCUCAACCAGCUGCUCACCGAGAUGGACGGCAUGAAUGCAAAGAAGACGGUGUUCAUCAUCGGCGCCACCAACCGGCCGGACAUCAUCGAUCCCGCGCUGCUCCGUCCUGGCCGUCUCGACCAGCUUAUCUACAUCCCCUUGCCCGACGAGGCUUCGCGCCACCAGAUCUUUAAGGCGUGCCUGAGGAAGUCCCCCGUUGCGAGCAACGUCGACCUUGGCGCGCUCGCCAAGUUCACGGCGGGCUUCAGCGGUGCGGACAUUACCGAGAUUUGCCAGAGGGCGUGCAAGUAUGCCAUCCGUGAAGACAUUGAGAAAGACAUCGAGCGGCAAAGGAAGUCCAAGGAGAACUCGGAAGACACAGAGGUGGACUGCACCGAGGAGCCGGCACAGAUCAAGGUGCCUCACUUUGAGGAGUCCAUGAAGUACGCGCGGAGGAGCGUCAGCGACGCGGACAUCCGGAGGUAUCAGGCGUUCGCGCAGACGCUGCAGCAAUCGAGGGGUUUCGGCAGCGAGUUCCGCUUCUCGACGCAUUCCAAACCGGCUGAACCUGCUGUGACGGCCAACGCCGACGAGGAUGAUCUUUACAACUGAUCCAACAACCGUGGCUGGCAGUUAGCCACUUAGCAUAGAUUCUUCUUCUUUUCUUUCUUUUUUUAAAGCAUUGCUAUUAAUCUAGUCAAAUUUUUUUUCAUUGUUUCGGUGUACUUCUUUUCCCUUAGAUUUGACUUAACAAUAGGGGAUUGAUCUUUAUCUUGUCUAUUGUCAUCGUGUAUUUCCUUUCGUUCUAUAAUUUUCACCAUGUACAGUUUAUGCAACAAGAAACUCUUCCUUUUACUUCUUA
Molecule: messenger RNA, 2745 nt
Organism: Phragmites australis (common reed)
Lineage: Eukaryota; Viridiplantae; Streptophyta; Magnoliopsida; Poales; Poaceae
Product: cell division cycle protein 48 homolog
Exons: 1
Coding region: 117-2495 (792 amino acids)
Biological process (GO): mitotic spindle disassembly; autophagosome maturation; retrograde protein transport, ER to cytosol
Cellular component (GO): nucleus; cytosol; VCP-NPL4-UFD1 AAA ATPase complex
Molecular function (GO): ATP binding; polyubiquitin modification-dependent protein binding; ATP hydrolysis activity
Source: RefSeq, a predicted model, not a curated record